AGGGAGAUCCUCGAGCGUACCCAGAGUCCCACUCGAAGCUCUGGCUUUUACCUUCCAUUUUAUAAACACCUGAGCAAAGAAGGGUAACUACCAGUUCUUGACUUCUUCACGAUCCAGCUUCCAACCAGACGGAGUUCUCGAGUUCAAAUUUCGAUACCAUGACAUUGCAAGACGACCUCGCAGCCAAUCCGCCAUGCCAUCCACGCGCGUGCGCGAUACAAAAUUGCCUAACCAGAAACGGAUUUGAUGAGAGCAAAUGCCAGAAACAGAUAGACGCACUCUACGAGUGUUGCAACGCGUUUUACGAAAAGAACGGCGAAAGCGCGUCAACAGUUAGCUGCCCCAAAGCGAGCCUGCUACGGCUCAAGAUGGAACAGAGAAAGAAGGCUACAUGAAGGAAAACAAGAGGAGUCGAAAUGUAUCACUUGUCCAGAUAUGUCCACCUAAACGCCCGUGAAGGUGUUAGGUAACUUAAACGGAAAGUGCGGUAUUCCUCUGGGCGAUCCUUGAGCACGCGAGAGACCUCAUGGGCCUGAACAAGAAAUGAUGGUCUUGUUCCGAGACUCUAAUAGGAAUGCCGUGGACAUUGUAAGGAAAAAAAAAAAAAGAAGAAGAAAAUACCAAAGAAGUUUUUGGGGUCCGUCGCUUUUUGUAUCAAUUUCUCACACAGGUGGAGGGGCUUGAAAUUUGGGUGGGGUUCAUAGGUCUUCGCCCAGGGACCCAUAUUCUGCCGGCCGCAGAUCCCAGUCCGGCUUUUUGAGCCGCAUAGAACGCGUCGUGCGGACGGCAAGCGAGUUGCUAGCGGCAGCUGGAGCUUCGACGUGUGAUUGG
Neurospora hispaniola is the source of this 831-nucleotide messenger RNA. Its product is annotated as DUF1903-domain-containing protein. The record is from RefSeq and is a predicted model, not a curated record. NCBI's taxonomy places the organism in Eukaryota, Fungi, Ascomycota, Sordariomycetes, Sordariales, Sordariaceae. The coding region runs from base 159 to 395 and encodes 78 amino acids. The transcript has 4 exons. Gene Ontology annotation, cellular component: mitochondrial intermembrane space.